AUGAUCACGAUGACCCGGCCUUAUCUCGCCCUUGGUCGUGCUAUGCGAUUGGCCACCAUUAGUAGAGGUACUAGCAUCGCCGCACGACCAUUCUCAGUUCUACGCCAAAUCCCCCGAAGACAUCUCGCACCAGUUUUCCUAGCGAACCGGGUCCCCGCGCGAUUGUUCUCGUCUACUUCCAUAUCUUCAAGGCCCUCGGGCACAGUGGAUGAAGAGCUGUUCGCAAAACUUCAACAUGAGAUAAAUGUUGAAACCGAACUGGGUGAACACGAACAGAUCCCCGAAAACCUCAAGGAGUUCUUAGAGACUUCCCAAUUUAAGUUAAAUGAUAAGGAUGGUAUGGAAGAGGUUGAGUUGAUUCGGAGGUUUGGUGACGAAACCGUUCGUGUCAUUUUCUCAAUUGCAGACCUAAAUGCCAUUGAUGAAAAACUCGAUGACCCUUCUUUGUAUGACCAAGAAGACCUCCCUGAGACAGGUGAACUAGAGGCUUCUGCGAAGCGAGGUGCCAGCACAGAGACAAGACCUACAGACGAAGAUGAACCGGAAUAUGAGGAGGCAAGCGAGCCGGCUUACCCUGCUCGCUUGAACAUUACCAUUGAGAAGUCUACCUCUGGGGCCUUGCAAGUUGAAGCUAUUGCACAAGACGGGAUGAUCAUUGUUGAAAAUGUUCAUUACCACCCUUCUGUAGAGUUAGCAACAGCUCAAACAGCAGAAGCUGAUUGGGAGAGAAGAGGUCGUUAUGUUGGGCCCCCCUUCGGAAAUUUGGAUGAAGAUCUACAGGUUCUACUUGAACGUUAUUUGGACGAAAGGGGUAUCAAUACUGCCCUUGCUCUGUUUGUCCCAGACUAUAUUGACUACAAAGAGCAGAAAGAAUAUGUCUCUUGGCUGAAAAAUGUGAAAACAUUCGUCCAGGCAUAG
This is a messenger RNA of Orbilia oligospora ATCC 24927, 918 nucleotides long. RefSeq lists its product as uncharacterized. The coding region runs from base 1 to 918 and encodes 305 amino acids. The transcript has 6 exons. The record is from RefSeq and is a predicted model, not a curated record. Gene Ontology annotation, biological process: cytosolic ribosome assembly. Gene Ontology annotation, cellular component: mitochondrial matrix. NCBI's taxonomy places the organism in Eukaryota, Fungi, Ascomycota, Orbiliomycetes, Orbiliales, Orbiliaceae.